AUGUCUCUGCGCUAUCGAGCGACCCGAUUCCUCUCUUCACCACGUCGUCCGACAACCCUCAAUCCCCCUCGACUAGCAUGUAACAAACUAUUUCUUAGUACAACAUCUCGACUAAAUCGAUAUCCACAAUCUCAAGCUGCUCUUGCCCACUCCCCUGCCCCCUCAGCAUCAUACGAAUCCACAUAUAUACCUCCUCCUCCUCUAUCAACUACGUCAAGGGGCGAUAACGAAGCUCUGAAAGCGCAUUUCGACCUACCUCACACUAUCACCACUUCUACCACCACCUCUUCAUCAGGAUUAUUUACCUUCCCACCUCUCACACACCCCUCGUCACUCCGCCCCUUGACCGAGAGAACGCUCGUACAAGCAAGUGCGAUCGUCGAGCGAAUAUGUAAUGCACCUCUAGACCCCUCAGGCAAAGAGCUACGAUUAGUAGUGAAGAAUCUGGACAGACUCAGCGAUGUGCUUUGCGGAGUGAUAGAUAUGUGCGAGUUGGUCAGGAAUGUACACCCGGAUCAGCAAUGGGUGCAAGAGUCGGAGAGGACAUACGAGGUGCUGUGUAGUUUCAUGAACGAGCUGAAUACCAGUAGAUGUUUAUACGAGUCUCUAAGCAAAGCCGUCUCAUAUCCUCAUCCCAAUCCACUCACUUCUGCCGAGCUCAAAGUCGCUCAAACAUUCUUAUCAGACUUUGAACGAUCAGGUAUUCAUCUUCCUCCAGCUGUCCGUCAGAAAUUCGUCUCCCUUUCUGACUCCUUACUUUCUCUCGGUCGUACUUUCCUAUCCUUCGCAUCCAGCGGUCCAUCUACCAAACCACUCAUCGAAUUACCCGAACCCGAGAGGUUAUUAGCUGGUAUGGGUUCACAAUUCAUCGACUCGCUCCCCCGUAAACGACGAGGCGGAGCCGCAUACAUCGUACCGGGAAGUUGGGAGGCUCAGAUGAUCUCACGCUAUGCCCGAGAGGGAGAAGCAAGAAGGUUGGUCUACAUAGGUGGGAUACAGAAAGACCCAGAGAGGGUGGAAGUAUUAGAAGAGAUGUUGAAGAAACGAGCCGAAUUAGCCAAUGUCCUAGGAAAAGAAACUUGGGGUGAUGUGACAUUAAGUGACAAAAUGGCUAAAAAUCCUCAAAACGUCUUUGGAUUUCUGGAUUCUUUGACAAAACAUCACAAACCUGUUGCAGCCCUGGACGUGGGUAUACUACAGAGAUUGAAGGCUACUACUUUAACUGGAAACAAUUACGAUCUCAAUUCCACAUCUGUUCAUCUACCUCCGUUGAACGCAUGGGAUAGAGAUUACUUUGCGGAGAGAUACCUAUCUACCUUGGCUCCCACUUCUAGCUUACCACCUAUCACGCCGUACUUUUCCACUGGAACUGCCCUGAUGGGAUUAUCUAAGAUAUUCAAAAAGUUAUAUGGGAUAUCGUUCGUACCCCGUUCAGUGGACAGUGGAGAAGUAUGGCACGACAGUGUGAGAAGAUUGGAUGUGGUAGAUGAGAAUGAAGGAACGAUAGGUAUAAUAUAUUGUGAUUUAUACUCACGUACGAAUAAACCACCUUCAGCGGCUCAUUAUACCGUCAGAUGCUCACGAAGGGUAGACGACGAUGAUCAUUCUGGAGAUGGUCUACCGGCUGGAUGGGAUGAGAAAUACGGUGGAAGAGGAUUAGAAGUAGACGGAGAGACUUUGAAAGGGAAAGAAGGGAAAUUUCAAUUACCCGUUGUGGUUCUCACAUGUGAUUUUGGGAAUGUCGAUGUUGGAAGACCAGCCUUGUUAGGUUGGAACGAUCUGGAAACGUUGUUCCAUGAGAUGGGACAUGCUAUACAUUCGAUGAUUGGUCGAACAGAGUUCCACAACGUAUCUGGUACACGUUGCGCAACAGAUUUUGUUGAGCUACCUUCAAUCUUGAUGGAACAUUUCGUCUCUUCACCCGAAGUACUAUCAUCUUUCGCUACCCAUUAUCUCACCAAUGAACCAUUACCUAUCCCCCUUAUCGAAGCUCAUCUGAAACUGAACCAAUCGCUUGCGGGACUAGAAACACACGGACAAAUCUGUAUGGCACUCUUAGAUCAGAAGUAUCACUCGUUGAAACAUAACCAAGAGAUCGAUUCAAGUAAGAUAUGGUACGACCUGCAGAAGAGCAUAGGAGUGAUUCAGCCUAUUGAGAAUACAGCUUGGCAGACUCAGUUUGGACAUCUAUACGGUUAUGGUGCGACAUAUUAUUCUUAUUUGUUUGACAGAGCCAUAGCAGGUAAAGUAUGGAAUACCCUAUUUGCAACGCCUCAACGAGGUGGAGAAGGAGUGUUAAGUAGAGAUGGAGGUGAGAUGUUGAAGGAUAAAUUGCUCAAAUGGGGUGGAGGGAAAGAUCCUUGGUUGAUGAUUGGAGAUGUGAUUCAAGGUAAUGAAGGGGAGAUUGUAAGUAGAGGUGAUGAGAGGUCGAUGAAGGUGGUAGGAGGAUGGAUGAUUAAGUGA
Molecule: messenger RNA, 2463 nt
Organism: Kwoniella botswanensis
Lineage: Eukaryota; Fungi; Basidiomycota; Tremellomycetes; Tremellales; Cryptococcaceae
Exons: 3
Coding region: 1-2463 (820 amino acids)
Biological process (GO): peptide metabolic process
Cellular component (GO): mitochondrion
Molecular function (GO): metalloendopeptidase activity
Source: RefSeq, a predicted model, not a curated record